Molecule: messenger RNA, 1743 nt
Organism: Camarhynchus parvulus
Lineage: Eukaryota; Metazoa; Chordata; Aves; Passeriformes; Thraupidae
Product: acyl-coenzyme A synthetase ACSM4, mitochondrial-like
Exons: 13
Coding region: 1-1743 (580 amino acids)
Biological process (GO): fatty acid biosynthetic process; acyl-CoA metabolic process
Cellular component (GO): mitochondrial matrix
Molecular function (GO): fatty-acyl-CoA synthase activity; fatty acid ligase activity
Source: RefSeq, a predicted model, not a curated record
AUGAAGCUGCUGUUGAAGUUACAGAAACUAAAACUCUUGUGGACUCUGAAAUCUCCUAAUAGGACUUUCCAUGGACAUCCCAGGCUGCUUUCCUCUGAUGUAUAUUCCCAGUAUGAGUCCAUCAGACAGGGCAAACAGGAAAUACCAAAGUACUUUAAUUUUGCAAGUGAUGUACUGGACAAAUGGUCUGAGAUUGAAAAGGCUGGAAAGAGACCAUCAAACCCUGCUUUCUGGUGGGUAAAUGGUGAAGGAGAAGAAGUGAAGUGGAGCUUUGAGGAGCUGGGGUUCCUGUCUCGGAAAGUGGCCAAUGCACUGACUAAAGAAUGUGGACUGCAGAAGGGAGACAGGCUUAUCCUGGUCCUACCACGAAUUCCAGAAUGGUGGCUGGUCAAGGUGGCUUGUAUGCGAGCAGGAAUUGUCAUAAUCCCAGGAACAUCCCAAAUGUCAGCCAAGGACAUACUGUACCGACUCCAGGCAUCAAAGGCUGCGUGCAUUGUUACCACUGACAAACUGGCUCCUGCAGUGGACUCUGUGGCAUCCCAGUGCCAGCUCCUGAAAACCAAGCUAAUGGUGUCCAAAGGCAGCAGGGAGGGAUGGCUGAACUUUACUGAGCUGUACCAAAAUCAAUCUGCUGACCAUUCCUGCAUCAAAACAAGGAUUCAAGACCCAAUGAUGAUCUUCUUUACCAGUGGAACUACAGGUUCUCCAAAGAUGACUCAACAUUCCCAGGGCAGUCUUGGUUUCAGACCCCUUUUAAGUGAAAGGUACUGGUUGGAUUUGACUCCCUCUCAAAUGAUAUGGAACACUGCAGACACAGGAUGGAUACUAACUUCAAUAGCAUCUUUUUUUGAUCCUUGGGUUUUUGGAUCAUGCAUCUUUAUACAUCACCUACCACAGACUGACUCAGAAGUUAUCCUAAAUACUCUCUGCAGAUUCCCAGUUGAUGCCCUGGUCGGUGCUCCAACACUGUUCCGUAUGCUGGUGCAAAAUGAUCUGUCCAAAUACAAAUUCAUGAGCCUGAAGUACUGCAUAAGUGGAGGGGAACCACUCAACCCAGAAGUCAUGGAGCAGUGGAAGAGCUACACUGGGCUGGACAUCUAUGAAGUGUAUGGCCAGACUGAAAUGGGAGUAAUCUGCUCUGUUUCUAAAGGAAUGAAGAUUAAACCUGGAUCAAUGGGGAAAGCAGCUCCCCUUUAUGAUGUUCAGAUCGUAGACAAAAAUGCCAAUAUCCUGCCUCCAGGACAACAGGGGGAAAUUGCUAUCAGAAGCAAACCUAUAAGGCCACUUGGUUUUUUCUCAGAAUAUUUAGAUAACCCUAAGAAAACUGCAGAAAGUGAACGUGGGGAUUUUUAUGUCACUGGAGACAGAGGCACUAUGGAUGAAGAGGGAUAUUUCCAGUUUAUUGGCAGAGACGAUGACAUCAUCAUUUCUUCGGGGUAUCGCAUUGGGCCAUUUGAAGUAGAGAGUGCCCUAAUAGAGCACCCAGCUGUGGUAGAAACAGCUGUUGUCAGUAGUCCAGACCCCCUCAGAGGAGAGGUUGUGAAAGCAUUUGUGGUUCUGUCCCCAACCUUUUCAGCCACUGACCUGAAGAGCUUAACUCGUGACUUGCAAGACCAUGUUAAGAAAACUACUGCUCCAUAUAAAUACCCUAGAAAGGUGGAAUUUGUCAAAGAGCUGCCAAAGACAGUCACUGGGAAGAUCAAGAGGAAUGAAUUAAGAGACAAAGAGUGGGGACGGAUAUAG